CAACUACAAGAUAAUUUACUGUUCAGUAUGACAUUGGAAUUUAACUUGUCGACUUCUCAAGAAAUAGGUAAAAAAGUAGAGCACUGAUUUACUCAGGACAAGGUGGCGGCUUGCUGUGAUAUAGUCUAUAGAUAAUGAUUUCCCACAAACUAGUGUUAUUGGCCCUGCUGUUGGUGAUCAUUGGGAGGAUGACAGACGGAUGGAUUAUUAUCAUCCCUCACAUUCCCCAUCCCCAUAAUGAUGAUGACGAUGACAAAAAUGAUGAUGACGAUGACAAAAAUGAUGAUAAUAAUAAAGCCACUAAAGUGACAUCAGAUACUGACUCAGGUGGUAAUGAUUCAGGUGGUACUGAUUCAGGUGGUACUGAUUCAGGUGGUACUGACUCAGGUGGUACUGACUCAGUUGGUAAGGACUUAGCUAGCACCGACCCAGCUAUCCAAAGAGGUCCCGAUCAGUACUUGAAUGAACCAAUUACUCUGUCUGGAUCCCCUGCACCGAUGUUCCAUGACGCAGCAGUGGUUAGUCUUGGACCUCAAUGUGCUGCAAUUGGCAAGGACAUCUUAAAGAAAGGAGGCAACGCAAUCGAGGCUGCAAUUGCCACAACAAUCUGUGAUGGAGUGGUUCGUAUGGAUUUGGUGGGCAUUGGUGGCGGAUUUGUCAUGAAUAUUUAUCAUCAGAGUGAGAAGAAGUCGUACAUACUGAAUGCUAAAGAAACAGCACCCAAGGCAGCCUCACAGGACAUGUUUAAUGGAAAAGAACACCCUUUGGAAUAUGGAGCUUUAGCAUCGGGCAUACCCGGUCAGUUGAAGGGCUAUCAAGAAGCUUUUAAAAAAUUUGGAAGCGGUAAAGUGACCUGGAGUGAAUUAUUUGAGCCUUCGAUAAAGUUAUGUCAAGAUGGGUUUCCAGUGACUGAUCAGUUUCGCAAUAGUAUGAAAGCCAUAACAAAAGCAUGCAUGAAAUCAGAUGAUAAGAUGAAAAAGACUGGAGCACUUUGGGCUACAAUAGGAGAUGCAGAAAAUACACAGACUGUUCAUGUGGAUAAAAUUCAAUCGAUUAAAUUGACUCAGUUAGCUGAAACUUUGAAAACUAUUGCCAACUCACCAAAGCAAGCUGACGAGUUCUACAAAGGAUCGCUGACUAAGCAAUUUGUAGACGAUAUAAAACAAGAAGGCGGCAUUAUUACAGAAGAGGAUUUGGCGGAUUACUCAGUGAUCUGGCAAGAAGCAGUUUCAACAGAUAUUGGGCAUGAGGGGGACUCGAAGUUGACUUACUUAGCAGCUCCUCUGCCGAGCUCAGGGGUGUUCACCAAUUAUGCAAUGAAAAUAUUCGAUAACGGAACAUUGCAAGGCUCAAGCAUUGUUGACCCUGAUAGCCUGAGUUUCAUAAUCACCGGCUUCAAAUUUGCUUUUGCCCAGCGCUCCAACUGUGGCGAUCCAUCGAAUAACGCAAGUAGCAAAAGUUGUAAAAUUAGCAGCAUGUUUGAGGACGAUGCGUUGAAAAAAGUGCGUGCGGAAAUAAAAGCGGCUGACGCGUCUCAUGAUCAAGACCUUUUUUACUGGGGCGCAGAGUAUGACUUCAAGGAGGAUUUUGGUGGAGCUAGUGUAGUCGUCUAUGCGAAUGGAGACGCCGUUUCUGUUACUAGUUCACUCAACUCCCU
Molecule: messenger RNA, 1657 nt
Organism: Nilaparvata lugens (brown planthopper)
Lineage: Eukaryota; Metazoa; Arthropoda; Insecta; Hemiptera; Delphacidae
Product: glutathione hydrolase 1 proenzyme
Biological process (GO): glutathione catabolic process
Cellular component (GO): plasma membrane
Molecular function (GO): glutathione gamma-glutamate hydrolase
Source: RefSeq, a predicted model, not a curated record